AUGGCUGAGCUCCAUACGCUGGAUGUCCUACUUCUCAGUGUUAUAGCGGCUGUCACAUGGUAUGUCUACGCCCGAGGUCAAAGAGCAAAGGAGUGCGUCAAAGUGACUGUGGCUGAAGACGAGAAACUACCGGAUCCGGAUCCUCUCUGGGAUUUUGACCUAGCCACAGCCACAACUCGGAAUCAUCUGUACGUUAACAAGACCGUACGAUGGCCGUAUCACCAGACGAUGUCGCAUCAGCCGAUGCAUAUCAAUGACUGGAUAGAAAUCGACAAGGAUUACAAGUGGUACAUUGAUGAGAAAGCGCGCGUCAUUGCAGAGAAAGGGAAGCAUGUCAUCGAUUCCUGUCCCGACAAUGAUGAAGCAUGCGGGGAACUCAUGGAGAUCUUGGUCGAUUAUCUCCCGAAGAGGUACCCCACGCUUUUUGAGAAAAUCGACUGCGAAGGCGGUGGCAUCUGGAAUAAAGUCACCGACGAGAAGUUGAUCGGGUUAGAAGGGAGAAAAGGAGUCGAUGCGCUGACUGUCUGCUCUCGGCUGGUACAAGACGAUUUCUUGAUGGGACGCGAACGUGAAGAUGGCUCUGUCUACUUCACGGGAGGCCUCGUCGCAUUCCCUGGGUUCUACCUUCUCUCCAAGAAGAUCAAUAAAACCUUGAGAUAUGCUCACGCUCCCGUGCCAUACUUCAAUGAAAAGCUCUUGCUGAGUGUCGAACGGACUUUGAAGCGAUUCAAACCGAAUGAGCCGUUCGAACGUACCAGUUGGGAGAUCGUUGACGAUCGCAACCUUCAUUGGCGUAUGUGGUCCGGCGCAAAACUGCCGAAGGGUUUCCAUCCCAAGGACCUCUUCUUCCGUGUCGAUCAUCAAACUUUCCGGAAGUUACCAAGGACAAAAGGGAUAAUUUUCGGAGUCCAUCCUAUCAUGAAACGUCUUGAAGACCUCGAGGACAGCCCACUGGUGCCGAUGCUUCUGGCAAAAGUGCAUGCCGAAGCCGAUGAAAAGUUGAUGAAGUACAAGGUAGCGCCCGCGUACCAAGAUCUGAUGAUGCCCUAUCUGGCAGAAUUGACCGCUCGGCAAAUUGAGAAGGGCCUCAUAACGUAUGUGGCGUAUGGUGUACUACGGUGUCCUUGA
Molecule: messenger RNA, 1128 nt
Organism: Gloeophyllum trabeum ATCC 11539
Lineage: Eukaryota; Fungi; Basidiomycota; Agaricomycetes; Gloeophyllales; Gloeophyllaceae
Exons: 9
Coding region: 1-1128 (375 amino acids)
Source: RefSeq, a predicted model, not a curated record